GCCACGCAGCUCUUGCAAAGUCGUCGACACUUCAUCAUCCUACGCAGAGCCAUGUCGUCGUUCCGAGACACGAGCUUCUCGCAGUACUACCUGGCCCAACAAGUCUUUCAUGACGACGAGCUGGACGCCGUGAUCGACACGUUGCGUAAACCUCUUCCUUCUUGCUUUCGUAUCAAUCCCAAUGCACCCAACCGCGCGAGCAUCCACGAGGCAUUGCAAACAGAAUUCCAGUUCGAGCGUGGCUCCAUCGUGUUCAAAGACCAACCGGUGACACCGCCGCAGGAACUGCCCUGGUUUCCCGCGGCCAGCGGCGCUGCAUGGCAAGUCGAAUGUGGCAAAUCUGCCAUUUCCAAGCUCGGCCGCGAGAACGAAUUGUUUGGGGCGUUGCAUCGAUUCCUCGUGCUCCACACCGCCAGCGGCGCCAUCACGCGCCAGGAAGCGGUCAGCAUGAUCCCUACACUCUUCCUCGACGUCCGUCCCGGCCACCGUGUCCUCGACAUGUGUGCCGCGCCCGGUUCGAAAACAUCGCAAAUUCUGGAAACGCUGACUGUGUCCGACGUACAAGAUGGAUUUGUCGUGGCCAACGACGCCAGCGAAAAGCGCGGAUACAUGCUGGUCCAUCAGCUGUUGCGGCUAGGGCUGCUCUCGGCGGUCGUGACGUGUCAUCAAGGCCAAGACUUCCCUGGCUUGUACGACCCCACAACCCAGCACUUGCACACGACCAACGCUUUUGACCGCGUGCUGUGCGACGUGCCUUGCACUGGCGACGGCACUCUGCGCAAAAAUGAAAACAUUUGGCGCCACUGGCACGUCGGCGACGGCCUCACGCUGCAUCCAAUCCAGCUCGAAAUUGCCAUGCGCGGCGCCGCGCUGCUCAAAGUCGGCGGCACGAUGGUCUACUCUACAUGCUCGUUCAACCCCAUCGAGAAUGAAGCGGUGGUGGCAGAGCUCAUCCGACGCAGCGAUGGCGCCCUCCGCCUCGUCGAGGUGGCGCUGCCCGGGCUAAAGCAUCGGCAGGGUCUCACGACGUGGCAAGUGGGCUGGCAGUCAAAGACCAAAGCCAAGAAGCAGCGCCACGUCACGGCCAACGACGACCACACGCCUCCCAUCAUGGCGUGGUAUCGUUCGUUUUCAGAGGACAUUCCCGCCGACUUGCGCGGGUACCGCCUCACGCGGUCCAUGUUCCCCCCCGACGAACAAGAUGGCAACGUUGUUCAUUUGGAGCGAUGCUUGCGAUUCGUCCCGCACGAUCAAAACACGGGCGGGUUCUUUGUUGCGGUGUUGGAAAAGGUGGCGCCGCUGCCCGGCGCGGACGAGCAAGGGUUGCCUGCGUAUGAAGUGCACUCCGAGCUCGGCCCAAAGUGCUACCGGUAUGUGUGUCGGUUGUGUAACCAACCGGGCCACCACAUCCAAGACUGCUCCUUAUCGAAAAAGAGCUUGGACAAAGCAGCUCUAAACGCAGCCUCAUCACUACCUUUGAGUCCAGAAUCUGGGUACACUGGAGCACACGAGGAGGACGCCCCCAGUCACGAAAAUGCUACGGCGGACGAAGUGUCGGCGGGUGUGCUCAAGGCCCUGCCGCCAUCUGUGUGGGGCACGCUGCAAGAUUUUUACGGCUUGCCCGAUACGUUUCCGUCGGAGCGGUUGUUUGCACGGUCGCAUGGCACGGGCAUCGUGUCGUACGUGUCGUCCAGCGUCCAAGCCGCAUGUUUGGCCGGUCCAGACUUGAAAGUCAUCAGCACGGGCGUCAAAGUGUUUAUGAAGUUUUCCACGAGCCAUUUCAAAGGCUACCGCCCUGCUCAAGACGGGCUGGAGCUACUCGUGCCUUUUUUGAGCAAACGCAAAGUGGUGGUGGGCUGGGCAGCGUUUCACCAACUUGUGGGUAUCACCAGCUCCACAUUGUUUGACAAUUUGGACGAGGCCACGGCCCCCAAGUUCCGGGGCAUGGCAGUUGGGCCGGCCGUGGUGGUGCUCCAGCAAGCCCAGCACGAACAGAUGCUUCCGGUGGUGGGGCUGUCCAUCUGGGUGGGUCACACGAGCCUCGCCAAGCUCGUCACGACCUCCGACUUGUCCAUUUUGGCCGACCACCUCUGCUCCCUCGACGCGUCGGCGUACGAGCCAUAGUAAGCAAUGUAGUAAGUAGGAUGCUAGUUAACUGGUACAGUAUGUACCCAUCCAUCCUCACACGAACAUACUAACCCCA
Aphanomyces astaci is the source of this 2203-nucleotide messenger RNA. RefSeq lists its product as hypothetical. The transcript has 13 exons. The record is from RefSeq and is a predicted model, not a curated record. Lineage: Eukaryota; Oomycota; Saprolegniomycetes; Saprolegniales; Verrucalvaceae. Gene Ontology annotation, molecular function: tRNA (cytidine-N5)-methyltransferase activity; RNA binding. Gene Ontology annotation, biological process: RNA methylation. The coding region runs from base 52 to 2124 and encodes 690 amino acids.